AUGUCUGCUAAAAGCAAUAUCAAUCAAAUAGAUCAACAAGAAACAACAAAUUCGGAGCAAAACUCAAUAUCACAAAUUAAUUCAAUUUUGAAUAUGGAUUCUGGAGCAACUGUUUCAGUGUUGACGCAAGACACUUAUGAGCACUUAAAUAAACCACAGCUGUAUCCAUGUAAAAAGGAGCUAUUUGAUUAUGGAAAAAACAAAAUAAAGACACUUGGUGAAUUUUGUGCAGUGCUAAAGUGUGGAGAAACGAAAAGAACAGCAGCAUUAGUAGUAGUAUGCGUCCGGAAUGGUCAUAAUUUGUUUGGCACUAAUCUAUUUGAACUUUUUGGAUUUGAGAUUCGUCAAAUUCCCGUUAUAAACAAUGAUUCUCAAUUGAAUGAAGUAUUGGAGAAACAUAGAAUUCUUUUUGAACCUGCUUUAGGUACAAUUAAGCAAAUUAAGGCCAGGUUGCAUUUAAAACAGGGCGCUCUACCUAAGUUUUGUAAAAGCAUUUGGAAACCGAUAAAAUUUAGUCAGUGGGCUCCGCCAAUUGUAUUGGUUACAAAACCAGAUGGGUCUCUUCGCAGUUGUGGUGAUUUCAAAACUACAGUAAACAAGCAAAUCGAUGUUGAUCAAUAUCCGUUGGCGAUACUUGAGAGCUUACUUCAUAUGGUUCGAUAUGGGAAAUUUUUUUCUAAGAUUGAUUUGAAAGAUGCAUAUCUUCAAAUGGAGUUGGAUGAUGAAGCAAAAAAUGUGUUAGUUGUCAAUACACCGCUGAGGCUUUUUCAGUACCAGUGUCUACCUUUUGGUAUUGCCAGCGCACCUGCGUUAUUUCAGAAGUAUUUAGAACAACUUAUACAUGGUACAGAAGGGCGUGGAAAUUACAUUGAUGAUAUCAUAAGCGCUGCUGAAACGGUUGACAUACAUCUUAAACGGCUGGAGGAAAUAUUAUCACUUUUAGCUGAAAAUGGCAUUCGUUGCAGGCGAACGAAAUGUGAGUUUUUGGUGGAAAAAUUGGAAUAUUUAGGCAGAACCAUCAGUGCAAGUGGUAUUUUACCUGAUGAGAAGGGUGUUCAGGCUGUAAAGCAGUUACCGCGACCGAAAAACGUAAAAGAAGUCGAAGCGUUUCUUGGUAAAGUAAACUACUAUCAUAACUUCAUUCCAAAUUUUUCACAAUUGGCUGCGCCUAUCAAUCACUUACGAAAAGAACAACUUCGUCAUUCACGUUGUCAAGAGGUUAACUCUAUAUCCAUUAAUUGCAAUAAUACACCGGAAAAUUUUAACUCCGAAGUGAAGCAGUUAGUUGAAACAAAUAUCGAGGCAUUCGCUAAUCCCAAUAGAGCAUUACCUUUUUAUAUUCGAGUUAAAGCAACUAUCAAUACAAUAACAAACGAUCCAAUUUAUGCAAGAAGUUAUCCGUACCCAAUAUCGGCAGCGGAAUUUAUAAAUAACGAAAUAAAAACUCUUAGGCUUAUAAUUUCCCCAUGCACGUCGUAA
Molecule: messenger RNA, 1479 nt
Organism: Teleopsis dalmanni
Lineage: Eukaryota; Metazoa; Arthropoda; Insecta; Diptera; Diopsidae
Exons: 4
Coding region: 1-1479 (492 amino acids)
Source: RefSeq, a predicted model, not a curated record